Messenger RNA from Parastagonospora nodorum SN15, 1950 nucleotides. RefSeq lists its product as hypothetical. The coding region runs from base 1 to 1950 and encodes 649 amino acids. NCBI's taxonomy places the organism in Eukaryota, Fungi, Ascomycota, Dothideomycetes, Pleosporales, Phaeosphaeriaceae. The transcript has 5 exons. The record is from RefSeq and is a predicted model, not a curated record.
AUGAAGUCACAUAAGAAACCAAGCAUAAAGGACUUCUUCAAGCCUGUGCCGCGCAAGACACAAGAGAGUGCCAAAGACGCCCCACAGCUGCAAGGUACCCACGUUCCUACCAGUUUUGGGUGCAAGAGGCUAACAUUCCACUUUAUCGUAGACGCAAGCAGCACGCGUCCCGAGCCAACUGCUCUUCCCUGGACUAAUCUGCACCAAGUCCCAGCGCAUCAAAGUACGAAUAGAUCUGUUGCACAUUCCAGCCCCAGUCCUUCUGCCGUGCCGCCUGUGCCAAUCAACAACUCUGCCUCUAGCCCUGACGCACAGCCGCCUACCACGUCACAAACAUCUGUCAAUUCUGGCGUGAGCAAGAGAGUUGUUUCCAACGGCGAGCAUGUGGUACUCAAUUCCGAUUCCGAUGACGAUUCGCUCAAGGAACUAGAUUUUGGUGUGCCUACUACCGGUUUCAAGGCAGUCGCACCAAUUACCCGCUCAAAGCGGACCACUCAAUAUGAUGAAGACGGACUGCGCAAGCCUGAGAAGAAAGCCAAAAGCAAACAGGACCAUCUCGACCGCGUUGUCGAAACCGCCAAGAAGACCAGGGAGCUUGAGCUGAUCAUCAAUGAGCGUAAAGCUGAUCUAGAAAAGCAUGUGGAAGAAGACUCCAACACAGAUUUCGUAUUUGAUGAAAAUGCCCUGGGUCAAGCCGUCCAAGACGACGAUGAUCCUGAGAAGGCGCACCGUCUCUUCCUCGCAAUGCAGCGAACAAAUGCCACUCACAUCGAGCAUCUUUUCGAGGUACGGACCUUGCACCCACAUGACUUUAUGUUGCUAAAGGUCGAAGAUGAAUCUACAAGAGACCAAGCGUUCUUGACUGGCUUUGCGCAUCAAGCAUUUCGACUACAGGACCUCCCCGAAGAGCUCGCCUCAUGGAUGAUAGAUCAGAUAUGCUUUGAGCGUAGUGAUGCCCUCGACUUGAAGUACAUGGAGAUUCUAGAGGCGCAUGACCACUACCUUCGCAAGCUGUUGGAUCGAGAUAGGCUAGACAGCAUCUUCAGAUAUGCCGGAGCUGACAUGGCAGGCUGCAACACAACAGCCCAGGUCUCUCCAUUUGUCGAUCCUCAGACAAAGGCGACCAUGUGCAACUUCGUCGACAACAGAAAGCUGACCCAUGGCGUAGGGAGCUCCCAACCUCAGGAUGAAGAUCAGACUCUAAUCGCCUCACAGCUCAGCGAUGUACUCCCACAACUUCUUGCACGCAUUACUCAUCCUGUUAUGCAGAGGGACCUUGUCUACGCUUUGCCUACCCGAUCCCCGUUGACUGCAUACUUUCAGCGCCACCUUGCGUUAUCGUUCCUUGUUCAUCCAGGUACAGUGGAGGUCCCUCUCGGAGACCCUGAGAUGCCAGCUUUUAUACACAAGCUUCUGAAGACAUCACCGAAUUUCCGCAUCAACAAGAAUACCGACUACCGCUUUCUCACAGCACGCAUAACGCUUCUCGACAUUGCGGUCGGCCCAGGCCUCUCAUCAGUUCCCUACCAACCACUGCUCAGUCCAGCGGCGUCUCGUGCAGGUUCAUCACCCAUCAUGGCUCCAGCUCCAGAAAUCGACGAAGUCAAAAACUUCAACAAAGAAGUGGAUGCACUUGCCCAGCAGAUCAAGAUACUCGGCAACUCGAUCAUCGAAGCAGGUGCAGUAGCUGACCUCACGAUCUUAGAUGCAAAGGACAGUGUGGAGCGUUUGUGUUCGCGCCUCGAGCAUGCUGUUCGCAUCGGUGGCAAGAAGAUGCACGAUGUCUUUGGCGACGAUGACGAAGUGAAGCAACUCAAAGUCACAGACAUCUUCCGCAGAGUCGCAAAGGCUCGCAAGAACGCGCCUGCAGGAGGCAUCUUCGACCAAGACGACGACGCCGACACGGACGAUGCCGUGACCGCGCAAAUCAAAGCGGAGACGGCAUCUUAG